CUCCGACUCUCCGUUUCACCGUCUCCUGACUCCUCGCCUCGGUCACGGCCACUCUGAUGGGCGUUUUUACAACCUCAUUGCCUCCCUCGACGCUUGGACAUUUUCAAAAGCAGCGAAAUGAAGCGAAUGAAUGUUUUCCGUCUGUGAAACAAAAAGAUUUCAAGAUAAAGAAACUCCGGAAAACCAGCGACCACCUCACUUGGCAUCAGGAAUAACCUUUCUUAGCGGUUAUUCGCCUCCACAAGCAUCUUCUUUCUCUGGGCCACGCUGGAAGUCGCCUCCCAUGUGGCCGUCGGGACUGGGGAGCAGGCAGGCGUGCCCGCGGGAGUCGGCGCUACGCAGGGCGGCCAUCAGCGGCAACAUCAACGCCCUCCCGCCGCACCAUGUCCCCACCGGCCGCAGCGUGCGGGUCUUCAUCUGCGCCAACCCCGAUGACACAGAAGCAGAGAGGAAUGCACUAAAAGAGCAUGUUUACCCCAAGCUGCGAGACUUUUGCAGGGAGAACUAUGGCAUUGAAUUCCAGGUGGUGGACCUCUACUGGGGAGUUGAUCCAGAGGAGUGGGAUAAUCCAGACCUGCAGAGACUCCGAAUGAAACUUUUGGAGGAAUGUCUGAAGACCUCAGCCGGGCCAUGCUUUGUUGGUCUGGUAGGAGAAAAGUACGGCAGCAUCCGAGUGCCAGGGGAGGUGGAAUCGGCGGAGUUUGAGAUGAUCCUGGACGCGGCUGUGGAGGCAGGGCUGGACACCCACAUUUUGGAGGAGUGGUACUGCAGGGAUGAAAACUCUGUGCCACCCGCAUACUACCUCAAACCCAAAGCCCAAAUGCUCAAGAACUACCAGAACUCUAUGGAGUCGAGCAGCGCAGCAAAGACCAAGAAUGACAAAGCCUGGAGGAAUGUGUCAGAGGAGAUCAAGAGGAUCUUCCGAACGGCGGUGCUGCAGCUGCAAGAGAAGGGAACCAUGAAGAGCGCGGACGCCAACAAAUUCCUUUGCUCUGCUUUGGAAGAUGAAUUAGACUUUGCCCUCGGGAAACAAACCCCCGCCUUUCUCAGGAAAUGCGUCUGCUACAUACGCAAGAUCUCCAACUUCGAUCGCUUCGCCAAGCUCCCCGAGAUGGCCCGCUACAUGGAUAUCGUGGUGAGUGCCGACCGCGUCAUGCGCAACCAGGAGGCCUACGAGCGCCUACUGAAAGUGCGAGAUGAGUUCAUCCCCACCGUCGUGGCCGCCUCCAACCUCCGCGUCUACUCUUCGGUCACUCACUGCGACAUGAAGCUCGGCUACACCCAAGAAGUGGAGAGCCACUACGUGGAAGGUCUUUGCAAGCAGUUCUACGAGGACAUGGUAGACAUCAUCCAGGCCACUGUGCAGCAGAACUUUGACACAGAGACCGAUCCACUGUAUGAUGAGAUUCUGCAGCACCUGUCCCUCUGUAAGACCCACGCAGCCCUCUAUAAGUACAAGUCGGAGACUCUGGAUUAUGUGCAGGAGUACCUCAUGGCAUCUAAAGGGAGCAGGAUGAGCCCCCUGGUGGUGUACGGAGGACCCUGCACCGGAAAGACGCUGCUGCUUUCCGAGGUGGCCAAGCAGACCUACACAUGGCUUCAGAAGGAGAUGGGUCCAGAAACAGAUCCAGUGGUCAUCGUUCGGUAUAUUGGCUCCAGCCAACUCUCCACAGACCUACGAACACUGCUCCAGAGCAUCUGUGAGCAGAUUGCAAUAAACUACCGCUGCCUGAUUCACUUCCUGCCUAACAAGAUUCAGGAGAUGAGAGAGCUUCUAAUCAACCUUCUUGGGGAGCCGUCCUUCCAGAGGCCCCUGGUCAUCAUCCUGGAUGCCAUGGAGCAGCUUUCCGAUGCCGACGAGGCUCGUAAGUUGUGGUGGCUCCCCGUGCACCUGCCUCGCACUGUCCGCAUCGUUGUAUCAACACUGCCCAACAAACAUGGCAUCUUGCAGAAGCUGCGUCAUCUUAUUCAUGAUGAGAGUUAUUACGUGGAGUUAAUCCAGCGAGACCGAAAGGUAUGCAGCCAAAUGCUAAAACAGCAGUUGCUUGGGGUGAAGAGGAAGGUAACAUCAGGGCAACAGAUCUAUGUCAAUGAGGCACUUGCCAAGUGUACAUUGCCAAUGUUUGUCAACCUCAUCUACAGAGAAGUAGUUCACUGGAGGUCACACAAAGAUGUUGAUGAUAAAUCUCUGUGCUCAACCGUGCAUGAAAGCAUUGAGCAACUUUUCUACUCUGUGGAGAAUAAGCUGGGCCAGCGAUUUGUUUUCAGAGCAUUAGGGUAUGUCACCAUGGCAAAGGCUGGGCUAACGGAGGUUGAGUUGGAAGACAUCCUGUCUCUUGACAACAUAGUUCUUGGGGAUGUAAUUGUGCCAAGUUACCUCAAAAAUCCACUAAGGAUCUCCUAUGACCUUGUUGCCAAGCUCAAAGAGGAGCUGGAGGGCUAUCUGGUUGAGCGGCAGGUACGAAAUGUCACAUUGAUGGUCUGGGCCAACAGGCACCUGCACCUCAUCGCCCAGAAGCUCUAUCUCAGCAACGAGGAGGAUGUACAUCAAAUGCACAGCCUCUUGGCUGAGUACUUCCUUGGAGCAUGGUCAGGAGGCAGGAAGAAAAUCUUUACUUAUGAUAACAACCAUUUCACUUCCCUUAAUAUUUCACAUCACAAGAAUCCUCAUCAUCAACAGUCUCAUGAAAAAACAUCCUCUGAUAAAUAUUCCUAUGACAGACAGACUCCCGAACAGCCUUGGGUGUUCCAGUGCAACCUGCUGGAGCCGGACAUCUUCUUUGUCAAUCACAGAAAGAUGACAGAGCUGGUGUACCAUCUGACCAGGAGUGGCCGUACAGAUGACCUCAUGUUUGGUGUCAUUAUGAACUUCAGCUGGCUCUACACAAUGAUCAAGAUUGGUCAGUUUGAAAAAGCUAUAACAGACAUUGACCUUGCUUACACCUGCAGCCAAGAAAAAGAGCUAAAGUUUCUGGCCACUACUCUUCGUAGCAUUAAGGUGAAAGUACUAAAGAACCCUGCAUCGCUUUCUGCAGAACUGCAGCAAAGGCUUCUGCCAGUUGUCACAUCACUUCCUAAGCUCAGACACCUUCUCCUAGAGUGUGACAAAGAUGGUCCCAAGUACUGCUCUAUUGUGCCUCUCCACUCCUCUAUGGAUGUGACAUAUAGUCCAGAAAGACUUCCUCUGUGCUCCAGCUACAUACAGAUUGUGGAGAUUUUACCCACUCUAGCCCCAAACAUAGUCCUCGUAGCACUGGAGGAUGGAUCUAUCAGCACCUGGGAUGUAGAGAGCAGGCAGCUCCUUCGACAGAUUGACACAGCCAGAUCUGUCGUACUAGGAAUCAAGCUAACCACUGAUGAGAAGUACCUGGUGGUUGCCACAACGAAAAAUACUCUGCUCAUCUAUGAUAAUCACAAGUCCUGCCUUUUAUCGGAGGUUGAAAUUAAGGGGUCAAAGCACAGUGGUGUCACUGGAGGAGUUGCUUUCAUUAAUGGUUUUACUCUUUCUACCCAUCAUGCACUUGCGUGGCUUGAGGCUAGUAAAGAUGUCAGCGUCAUUGACCUUGUGUACGGCUGGCCUCUUUACCAGUUCCAUUGCUGGUACGAGGUAACCUGUGUCCAGUGCUCGCCAGAUGGAAUGUAUGCCUUCUGUGGCCAGUACCUCAACACAACAUCUGUCUUUCAUCUUGGAAAUGGGGAAAAGUUGUCCACUGUGACGUCAGAGUUUUCUGGGGGAUUUGUCAAGUCAAUUCUAGUACUGGACACCCUUAACCAAAUGGUAAUGAUUGACAAUGAGGGAAGUCUGUCAGUGUGGAACACCAAAGAGAUAACCAACCCGAAGCUGAUGGAGGAUUAUGAUUGCAGAGGGGAUGAAAGCGAAGUUGUGGGUAUUGAAUUAUCUGAAGACCAGCGCUCCAUUCUCAUUUGCAAGGCCAGGAGUAUUGAAGUUCUGGAUACAAAAAUAUGGAAAAUGCUGGAGAAAUUCAAAGCCAAGCGUACUGAACGAUUUGUUGCUGCUGUUCUCUCCAAAAAUGGACAGAGCAUUGUUGCCUCAAUGGAGAACACUUCAUCCAUUUUUGUCUGGAGGAGAGACAGUGGGCAGUGCAUGGCCAGCCUGAUUGAGAUCUCAGGGGCUAUCGUUAAACUAAUCAAAUCAGCCCACCACAACCUGCUUCUUUCUGUUGCCAGUAGCGGUGUACUGUCUGUUUGGGACAUUGAUAUAAUCACCGCCAUGUCAAACAUCGAUAAAACAGGCAAAAAGAUUCAAACAUUGCAGCUGACUGGUAGAGAAGACUACGUGUUCACCAUGGACGGCUCAGAGGCUGUUCACAAGUGGAACUUUAGCACUGGCUUUAUUGAGAUAGUCUUCAAACACGAGGGCAUGGUGGAGAACUGUGUCCUAACCUCCUCAGGGGAUCUCAUGGUGACUUCGGACGAUAAGUCCAGUCAGUACAUAUGGCAAACCAACACCGGAGAAAACAUCUUCCGCAUAAAUGGACAGAGAAUCUCCCAGCUGCUGAUCACCCACAAUGACCAGUUUGUGGUUUCCCUGUGUGAGCAGAAUGCCUCAAGAGUCUGGAGAUUGGCUACUGGGCACAAAGUCUGCAACAUUUUAGUCAGCCUCCAGAACGCACUCAUCACAACAGCAAACACUUUCCUGGUGGGAACAUCCAAGAAUAAACUGCUUGCUGUGAGUCUGUGGUCAGGCAGUGUAUCGAAGAAAUUUGUCUGCGAUGAUGGCAUUAGCAUUGUCAACUUCAAGCUCAUUCCUGACUGUCCAGAUUGUGUGGUCUUCAUUACGUCCACAGAAACGGUCUUCAUCUGGAGUGUGGCAGAUGAGUCAGUCUGCAGGAGAGUCCAGUUGCCGGCCAACUUCCUCAAAAACCUGGAAGACUUUCAAAUCUCGCCCAAUGGGAAGUUAGGAAUAGUCUCCAAAGGUGAUGAGAACAUUAACGUCCUGGAUCUUCACAGCGGGAAGCUGAGGCUUGUCCAUGCAGCCGGUAUAAUCUGGCGUCAGAAAUUAUCAAGAGAUGGUCGUUACCUUGUGUAUGUUUGUUUCCGCAACUGCGAUGAAGACGACGAGGCAGGCGUGGUGUCUAAUUUGAUCGUGAUGCGCCUUGCCGACGGCAAGAGCAUUGGCACAUGCUCACUUUACAAGACCCCCACAUUCCUGUCUCUGUCCCAGCGUGCACUAAAUAUCAUCAUUGGCUUUGAGGACGGCAGUAUCGGCACAUACACUGUUGUGGACCGUGUGGACGCUGCCCUUAAAAUAAAGAUAGCCACCUCCAACAGCCGACAGAUUGUCAACAACGCAUCACAGAAGGUGCGCCCCAAAUGUGGCAACCAUUCCUUCAAAACUGUUGCCGAUUGCACCUGGAGGGAGUCAACGGAAGUCUUCUCGAGGGACAGCCCCAUCAACGUGUCGGACUCAGGAGAAGGUGAGUCGACAACACCUACAAAGAAGACUGAAUUGCUGCAGUGAAAACUUGGGGAACAGACAGAGCUUAGACAGGAGGCAGGUGAAAAAGCUCCAAAUCUCUGGGGUUGCAGUUGAUUCUUGUUUACAGCCACGUGAUUCAGCUGCAGAUGUCAGCCCUGUGGGUAGUUAUUGGGUUGACGAUUUAAACGCUGCACUCAAAUGAUGUAUUACUUACUUCCACCAUAUACACUUUCUGUUAGUUUUAAACAUAAAGACUGUUAAAAAAAGUUUUGUUUUACAAAAUAAAAAUGUACAUUCUGUAUUAGUUUACCAUUAUGUAUCCUUUUGCUUUUGAAGAACAAAAAAUUCAUAUCAACAUCUCUCCAUAAAUCAUUUUCCGAGUCAAUCCAGUAAUCUUUUGUUAUCCACUGUUUCUUAGCCGCUUUUGUUAUCCUAUUUACUUCAUACACAUUAAGCCAUAAUGUUGUUCCUAAAAUAAUAUAUUUAAGUUUGUAUUAAUAUCAAGUGGUAUUGUACAAAGAGGAUGGACAGAUGUACAGAAUAUUUCUCAUUUUGGCUGCUGCAAUUUGUGCAACUCCUUAAAAAUGUUAAGUUGUGCUUAAUGCAAUCAAAGUGAGUGCCUGGAAUUUAAAAAAAAGGUUCAUUACGUGCAGAUCACAAAAUUAAUGAAAGUGCAGGGACUUUGUAAACAUAGUACACGCACCGUUCCAUAUUAAGCGCAUUCGAUGCCGAUUCUGCUCAAAUCCAGUCAACAUCAGGAGAGAACCACGACAUAACUCUGAGGAUUGAUUGCUUUGUGAUUUUUGGAACUGUUUACAUGGAUUUAAUGUAGAUUUACCUGCUGUUCCAUCAGUUUGCGUGCAGGUAGUUUUUAAGGGGAACACCACUAUUGAGCAUACAGUGUAGCAUAGCACCACGCACAUUAACGCCUUAAUCUGUGUACUUGCUUUAGGUUCUGUGUAGUCUGUUUGUUCCAGUAUAAAAGGAUAGAAUGAGUUUUACCUUAAAAAACUUGGCCAAGUGAGCAUAUUUAGAGUUCUAGUCAUUAGGUGGAUGCACUUUAGGAGUGGUAUGUGAGAAAUUGUUAGAUUUAUUCAGAAGAAAUAUAUAAAUUACAAACAAAAAUGUUUGAUUUGUUUUCAAAAAAAUUAUUGGCUCUGCUUACAGAUGUAUAUAGAUUACAAUAUACAGAAGAAUACCUGGUUUGAAUAAAUAAUUAAGAUGAAGACAUCUAAGCAAGCUUUUUUGAGAAUAAAUCCCUGUUGCAGUAUACCUUUGCAAAUGUGGGGAAAACAGUUAUGGUCAUAGCAAAAACAUCUGAGCACAGAUUAGUACAUUUUUAAUAGAUUGCGUAGACUUCAAAUUCUAAGUUCAAAAAGAAAAGGCCUUUUCACAGCUUUACAAAAUGUGGCACAGGCUUUAUAGUUCUUGAAUAAAAUAUCUGAAAGGUUAUAUUAACAGGAUAUGUCAUUUUGUUCUGACAUUCAGAUGUUUUUUGUUGUGUGUAGGCAUGGGCCGGUUUCUUAUUUAAUGGACACAUACAAUGCUUAUGUUUGUUUGUACGUUCGAAAUUGGGAAACAUGUGAAAAUAUAAAAAUAUGAAAGACAAAAUUGAGAAUUGAGAAGAAUGCAGCAGAAAGUGACCUAACAAUGAUGACGCCAAACACGAACAUCAAUACACAUUUGGCACCUAGGACAAAUGUACCCACACGCUUAUUUUUCAAAGUUCAUAAAGUGAAAUUUUAUGUGGUGAUUUUUGUGAGUUGGAGGAAGUCAGAAGAAAUAUCGUCUGCGAGCUGUAGCUUAUAAACCCUAAGGAGGUGAUUUUUGCACCCUUUAAAUGCAAUUUCUGUUUUGGUUCAGACCGACGUUGAUGUGCACAGGAAAGCAUCAGCAUGUUUCUUUCAACAACUAUAAGAAUAAUAGUCACUUAUAUAUUGGCAAGACAUGCAGCGAUUGUGGUGGUCUUACUUAUCUCCAAAUACUGUCUUUGUUUUACCUGCCCUACAAGGUUGUAGCCGUCAGAACAUUAUUCCAACACAAUCUCUCACACUCAUCAAAGACUUUAAGGUUAAACUAAUUAUGUUGACUAAAAAUGCCGGAGAAUGUAUUGGAGGGAGCGGUUGUUGAUUGAACACAAUCUAUAGACAUCUGCAGAUGUUUUGUACUAAUAAAGGACACAAAAAAGUAAAAACAUCACAGUGAAAGAUAGCCUUCUCUUACUUGACAAACUUUAUAUUAACAAACAACACCUGUGGUUGCCUUAGUGGUCUGGCUGUUUACUCCCUGCUUAAGCUAUCUGUCCUACCGGUGGCAUGAACUGUGUUGUGUCAUCCUCCAUGUUCCAAUUGUUAUGAGACAUUUAAAAUCUUAGAACCCAACAUUUUAAUAGUUUUACAUUUAGGACAAAACAAAAUGUACACCCUGUUUACCUACAUGAAGCUCAUUCCUGUCACCUGCAUGGAUGAUCCUUUUAGCAAAAGUGCUCAGUCCAUCAUUUUUCUGUGUUGCCAAUAAGCUGCCAUAUCCAUUCUACAUAUUCCAGUUUUAUAUUAAGAAAACCAUCCAAGUUCAAUGUAGUUCAUCAGGCACUGCAAAUGCAGAUGACAUUUCACCAUCUGCAUAUGGUACUCAGUUCCUGUUUUCAAUUCUUCUUGUUUUUUAAAAUCACUUUUCUGGUUUAAAAUCGUGGAUUUAUUUAAGAUUUAUUUAUGUUUCAUACUUUUCAGCACGUUUUAUGAUUAAAAUAUGUUGAUAUCUACCCCUUAAUAUAUGAGGAUUUUCCAAAGUCUUGGUUUGAGGAAGGGAGAAUAUCUUCAUCAUGCCCUUGCGGUUUACAAGUAUUGCGACAGAACAGCGUUUUCUCGAAUUGUAAGCGACCACUGAGUAACUCUCCUCGUUCCCCACAAGAUUACUGAGCAGAAGGAAACUAUGGGGUAAGAACGCUGUCAAAAACAAUGUGUAUAUAAAGACGGAAAUGUGUGCAUAUUAGUCAAUAGUUGUGCAUAAGUAA
Girardinichthys multiradiatus is the source of this 8453-nucleotide messenger RNA. RefSeq names its product NACHT and WD repeat domain-containing protein 2. Bases 131 to 5482 code for a protein of 1783 amino acids. Lineage: Eukaryota; Metazoa; Chordata; Actinopteri; Cyprinodontiformes; Goodeidae. Gene Ontology annotation, molecular function: protein binding. The transcript has 9 exons. The record is from RefSeq and is a predicted model, not a curated record.